GAACAUGGAACAAAACGUACCCACCCUUGUAGCAAAUUGAAACCGGUACCAUUAGAAAGGUCUUUGAAAAUAUUUAAACUUGUUGUAUGACACCAACUUUGUAGCUCAUGGGGGAAAAAAGAUAUUCGGCGUUAAAAAUGCCGAAAAUCAUCGAAUUUCCCUCAAGCGCAUUCAACAUGUUCGCGAUAUAAAUGUGCAUAAGUGCAAGUGAGAUAGAUAGUGUGGCGUCAGUACCUCCGCCGCGCCGCCUCGAUCUUUUGUUCUCGCCAAGUUACUAGUUAGUACUACCCGUACACAUAAAGAAUGGUAUUGAAAAUGGCGUCGCUUUCUAACCUCUCACUCGCACUUAGCGGAUUGUCGCUAUACAUCCCGUUUAUGCUGACAAAACCGGCCUACUUUGCCGCCAUUUCUAAUCCCAUUCUUUAUCUGUACGGGUAGUACCUGUUUGGAACUAUCUUUGAGCGCGCGCAUUUUUGUCAUCUUAGUUUUUUUAUCAUUGUUUUACCUACAACCUCAGCCUUCACAACGGACUUUAGUGUAUUGCUUAACGACUGGAUUUGACGAAAUGGAAGGUGAACGCCGUGUAGUGUGUAUUACGUGUACAAGAUCAGUACUACGUGACCGAAACCGGCAUCAUCUGACGCGAGACUAUUUGGAAGACAAUCCAGGCUUCACAGAGUACGUGAUGGAACGGAUUAACAUAAAUGAGAUGGCCCUCAAUCAAGUCCAAUAUAUGUGUCAUCGUUGUUGGGUAGCUGGAAGAAGACAGCAAGCCAGGUUCGAACAAGAACAAAACCAAGAACUCGGAAAUCCAGAGCAACCAACCAUGCAACCAACGUCGGUUCCAACUUAUAGGCGGGUUGCAAAUACGGCGCGUCACUGCUUAUUCCGCGGGUGCAUCAACCAAGAACUUCAUAGAGUGUCCAGCUUUAUAAAAGUACUUUUGUUAGUUGAUUAUAGCGUAUACGUUCCUGAAAAUGCACGCAUUUGUGCACAUCACAUCAACUCAAAUGAUUGGAGCUCCCUGUAUGAAAAUGGGGAGACGAUAUUCACGCCAGAUCAGCUAAAAGACAUGAUCGACACGUUACGAGCUGCAUAUAAACAUAAGACAAAUAUAGAUUUUGACAAUGCACUUCAGCUAGGUAAGCACUUCGACUUUGAAACAGAGGUCAGAAGUCCUACUCCGGAUACCACUCAUACAGAAGACUCGGACGAGUGGACUGAAGACAAGUGGACUGCUGAAGAGAUUGAAAGGGAGCAAUUCUCAGCGCCACCAGAGCCUAGGCUGAACAUUGAAAAUCCGGAAAAUAAGGCACCUUUGGAGUAUUUCAAGGCACUUCAGCUAGGUAAGCACUUCGACUUUGAAACAGAGGUCAGAAGUCCUACUCCGGAUACCACUCAUACAGAAGACUCUGACGUGUGGACUGAAGACAAGUGGACUGCUGAAGAGAUUGAAAGGGAGCAAUUCCCAGCGCCACCGGAGCCUAGGCUGAACAUUGAAAAUCCGGAAAAUAAGGCACCUUUGGAUUAUUUCAAGGACGAUUGGCAAUACGGCCAAAUUGGCGCAUCAAAUUAUACGUCUCAGCCGAUCCACAUGGUCUCAUGCACAGGUUACACAUGUAUAAAGGUUCUGCUGAUACUGAAGUUGGGGGCAAAGGACAUGUAG
Messenger RNA from Maniola jurtina (meadow brown), 1666 nucleotides. RefSeq lists its product as uncharacterized. NCBI's taxonomy places the organism in Eukaryota, Metazoa, Arthropoda, Insecta, Lepidoptera, Nymphalidae. The transcript is spliced from 5 exons. The record is from RefSeq and is a predicted model, not a curated record. The coding region runs from base 566 to 1666 and encodes 366 amino acids.